Messenger RNA from Drosophila virilis, 1060 nucleotides. It is a transcript of the gene cav, whose product is annotated as caravaggio. NCBI's taxonomy places the organism in Eukaryota, Metazoa, Arthropoda, Insecta, Diptera, Drosophilidae. The record is from RefSeq and is a predicted model, not a curated record.
CACACUGUAAACAACAAAAGCAUCGGUAUUUCGUAAAUUUCAACAACAAUAAAAUUAUGAUGGCGCGCUGUUUAUCGGAGUUAUUAAUUAAAUAUCAACAUGCAGAGGAGGCAAAAAUCUUAAGCAUAGCCGAUGAACUGGAUGGUGAUGACAAGGAAUUAGUGCGCAAAUUGUAUGAGCCGCUUAAAAUAACCAGCGAGGAUUUGACUCGUGAAUACACCCAGGACGAAAAGAGAAAGCUUUGUCUACGCACUAAAGUGCGCGUCAAUAUGACACUCUUCAACUGCGUUUGGGAAGCUAAGCGGCGCCUGGAGAAAAAGGGACGCCUCGCGAAUCGCUCGGAGCGCUUCAUCAAUGCGAUGCUCGUAAAGGCCGUGGCCAAGAAAAUGGUUUUGCCGUACACGCCAGAUGAGAUUGCCAAAUGCAAUCACAUUAGGCAAUGUCAACUGAAAAAGGAGAACAAUUGUCGACUAAAUCGCUGGCAUCGGGAAUCCACACAAGCCACAGUCCUGCCCGACAGCAAUGAGAGUUCAUCCCAGCUGCCGGCGCAGAUGCCCGACCAGGCGGCGUCCAGCGGCGAGCAAAAGUCAUCAGCAUCAGCAUCAGCAUUGCAAUAUCCGGCUUCUUUAGAUUCACAAAAUUCCGCAUCUACGCUGGGCAUUUUUACGAACAAUCCCGAAAUGUGGGUCAUGGAAGAAUCGCAAGAUACGGUUGGCAAAUUAGAAGUUGAGGCGCAUACGGAGAACUCCAGCUUGCACGAGUACGGGCCGGACGCAGACUGGGCCGAGGCAGCCGUUCAAAUCAAUACCGAGUCCAUAACAAUUGGCACCUUGGACUUAGAUGUGCAGACGCCACAAACCCAGAGUCAGCCAAUUGUCUCCACCACCGAGGACUAUGCCCUCUUCAAUACACAAGUGCCGGCCACGUCCACGCAAACGCCUUGCUCCGAGCCAUUUCUUUAGAUGCAUGAGCCACUUUCUUAAACUUUCGCAGAAAUAUGUUACAUAGUUCGACUUUAUUGUGCGUUUUGAGUAUAAAAAUUUUCUUAAAACGUUCUAUA